CUGCUAGCAAGUCAAGAGGUUGCCAUAGACGCAAGAGCAUUUUGCCACGAUGGUGAGCUCAGGCUGCAGUGUGGCAACGGCCUUUUACACCCUGCCGAUUUUGUCCUGCUCGUUUUAUAGCAUUCUGUGCAUUCUGAAUCUCAAAUUGAGUCUUCUGCGACGACUUGGGCCAUUUCUUCCCUUCCAAAUUGAUGCCAAGGGUGCCACACUAGCCACACCCAAAGAGGCCAAGGAUGGUAAGGAUGCCAAGGCUGUUGAGGCUUCGGACUCAGCCCCGGCUGCGGGUGAAAGCUCGCACUCGCCGCAAUCGUCACCGGGCUUGGCGUGGCCAGUGUGGUCCAUUGACUUUGCCAAGCCCUCCAUCGGUUUGUUUCUUUGGUGCCUCUUUCCUAUCAUGGCCUAUGGAGUGAUUCGUGGUCUCAGUGAUUGCGAACAAUUUGAGUUGAUUUGCUGGAAAGUAGAAGAUCAAACCACCUCAUCUCAUGCCCGCAAUCUGCUUCACUUGCUGACAAUCAGCAUUUUGUCGGCCUGGCUAUGCAGAGUUCCUCCAAGAAGACGGGAUGGUGCUGUGUUUGCAGCUGUGGCAGUUUGUGAGUUUCUGAUCAACAAGUUUUUUUGGCAAAACUGCGAGGAAUUUUUGGCUCACAGCGUUUCUUCUGGCAGCACCUUUGGUGUUUUCGAUGUCUUUAUUGCAGUGUCGACCUUGGUAUCCCUCCUCAUGCUGAUUUGUGAUGGUCUCCCUUGUUUGCGGCGGCUAAUACAAACAGUCACCAAGACAGCAGCGGCCGGUGAGCAGAAUCUGCAUUUGUUGAGUCGCAGUGGGCAGCGAAAUUAUCUCCUGUAUUGGGGCUUCAUUGUUUUUUUCCAUGCUGUGCUGAUCAUGGCUUUCCCAAAUGACCUGCACCUCCACCAUUACUGGGGAGGCAUUGUGAUGGCAACCUUUUGCAUCUUUCAGACGCCCUUGUCGAGACUUCUGCUACUGAAGGGGGUUAUGAUGGCUAUCGAUGGUAUUGGAGUCUGGGGUGCAGAUUCCAUUGUGGGCGAGGAUGAUGGUGGAAUCACAGAAGGUGAUGCCGAUCUCAGGUUGAUGCUUUGUAUCCUGGUGGUUUUGGCCUUCAUGCUAGCGCUUGGCCUCAAUGUUUAUCGCGAUCCACGCAUCAGGGCGCUGACAGGCCUCGCGCAUGCGAAGAAUCCUGCAUUGGAUACGGAAUGAACGUAUGUAAAACAACGACUAUGCACACCUCCAAGAAUGCAGCAAGAACUCGUGAUUGGCAGGCCGAGGGCUUCAAGGGCUCGUAGCGGUCACCUUGCCAUUGAAGAUUGGCUUUUUGAACUGCUCCCAGCGAUCAAACAGCUUGGGGUUGAUCCCUUUGUCGCAACAUGUGGCAACAUUCGAAGAGCAUGGGGCCUUCGAGAUUAUCACAGGCAUCAAUUUGUUCUCCCAAUUUUUUUUGCGAGUUGCCACAUGAAGUAUCUUCUGGUAGCUAACUUGGAAGUGGAAAAGAUGCU
Messenger RNA from Cladocopium goreaui, 1509 nucleotides. Lineage: Eukaryota; Dinophyceae; Suessiales; Symbiodiniaceae. The record is from the annotation of a GenBank genome assembly.